GUUUUCUCUGGAAUUCCAGGUGAAGUAAGAAGUGCGUUAUGCGAUUUUUUCUUUAAGUUUUCGGGAUAUAUAUAGUCGGGCAAAUUCGUUUGAGUGCGUACGAAAGUCAUAAUGAUGAAUGACGAUGUUGCAUUGGGAUUCAUCGACGAUCCAGAUACUCUUGCCAAGCGGAAAAACCAUCCAUAUGCAGUUAUCUUCCACGUGCUCUUCCGCUCUGCAGCACUAGUGAUCUACGUUUUGUCAGAGUUCGUAUUUGGGAUGAGCUUCAUUACAAGUUUCGUCAUUGUAGUACUACUGCUUUCUGCUGAUUUUUGGACUGUCAAAAAUGUGACUGGGCGACUAUUAGUGGGCCUACGAUGGUGGAACUAUGUUGACGACGACGGCGUUUCUCAUUGGCAAUUCGAAACGAGGAAGGGUGAGAACGACCCUUACGUGAACCCGAGUGAAUCCAGUGUUUUCUGGUCAUCGCUGAUCGCCUUCCCGGUCAUGUGGGCCGUGCUGCUUGUCAUUGCUUUAUUCAGGAUCAAUUUUAAAUGGAUGAUGAUCGUGGUGAUAGCGAUUAUGCUCACUGGAGCAAAUUUAUACGGAUACCUGAAAUGCAAAAUGGGCGGCAACGACGCAAGUGUGACGCAGAAAGUAUCAAGUAUGGCGAAGAAUCUGCUACAGCAACAGCUGUUGCAAAAUAUGACAAGAAAAGGUGAAAAGAUGUUUUGGUUGCACCGUGGAGGUUUUAUUGUGGAGUUCUUGAAGCGAUCGACUGGUGGGUUGGAUGACAUUGUCAUGAUGAUGUGUUGGAAAUUGGAGUGGUUUUACUUCAAAUUGCGUUUUCCUUUGUUUCUUGAUCCAUUUGAUAUAAUCCUUACCUCGCUGACUUUGAUGAUUGGGAUCUUCUGUGCAGUUGGGAUGGCGCAGUUCGGUGAAUGGCUGGACAUCGGACGGUUUCCCUCGACCGCUGGAUCUGCUGGCUUGCUUGGCAUCGCUCCCGGGGAAGACAGGACAUCGACCAUCAUCAUCACGCCUACCCCCAACUGUGCCUUGAUCUUUGAUUUGCACUCCAAGACGACUAAAAAGACGUGGGAAAUCCCAGGGAAGUUUGGUCGCCUCUCGUCGCAAGUCGUUUGGUCCCGGAAAUCUCAACGCUAUGCCGCCCUCUGCAACAAAGGCGACUCUCUGCUCAUCUGGCCCGAAGACGCAGAUUCGUUGGAGAAGAAGGGCAAGAACAUUCCGCUUUCUCGUCGGGCCUGGCGUCUUGUGCGCUGCUUGAAGUGUUCAGACGCGGAAUCCUGGGUCGUCUACCAGAACGGCGGAACAGUUCGCGUCAACGAAGUAGUAUCACGUGGCAGUGGCGGUGGUGAUGUCGGUGGCGCCAGUAAUCCAGGUUCAGAUUCGGCAUUGCUCGAUUCUGGCGAAACGAUCGAAGACGCCGCGAUUUUUUGCAACGGGAACCGACACGAAUUGGCGGUGCUGGCUGUGGCGAAGAAAUCGGGCGGGACUCUGUCUUACGCUGUGAGAACUAUUGUUCGGGGUUUGGAGUCUGGGGAGCCGAUGGUGAAGCGGUUUUGCCGCCUUUUCGAAGACCGAGUCGUGGCGGCGGAAACCGUUGGAGGGCAUGUGGGGGACGAGGAAGGGUCGGAUGAGGGGUUUAUUGAUUCGACGGACACGAGAAUGACUGACGACAGUAACGGGUCCGAACGGAUUGCGGUUGAUGCGUUGGGCGGCGGAGAUGCGACACCCGGGGCACUUCUCGCAUCAGCUUUUUGCACGGAGGGAUUUGUUCCUUUCCUAUACACAGUCUGGCAAGAUAAUCAGCUGAGACGUUUGGCAUUGCCAACGGAGGAGACGGAUGCGUGGGUGGGCGAAGGAAAGGUUGCAUCGAUGGAGGUUUUAUUCAAAUUUCCAAAAGCGAAUUUCGGGGUAGAGCCGAAAUUUCGGCCGUCUAUUUGUGCUGUCGACAGGGAGAGGAUCGUCGUGCACUCUGUUGACUCCAACCGUGAAAAUGGUUGCUUCGGGCUGUGGAAUGUGCGCUGGGGAGGAAUGUGUGAGAGCAUAGUGACGACGAAGAUGUUUCAUCCUUUGCCGGAAACGUGUCGAACGACAGGAAGUUGGCGUGUGGGGGCUUACUUUGUUUCAGUGGACGCAUUUUCUGCGAUCAAGAUUUUCCAAGUGAAGCUCUUGAGACCAUCAACUUUGGCCUCCACUAUGGGGCUUGCGCUUGCACCCGUGGCCAAUUCUAAGUUUUGGAAAUCGUCGUCUUUCUCGAUCCCGUUUUCUGGGGAACUGAAGCCGGUGACAGAGUAUGAUUGGACGGAAGAUGAACAGCCCAAGAUGAGCAUGAAUCAUUACGAGCUUGCCGAAUCAGUUGGUGAGAAGACUGUUGCCGCUUACCUGCGCGAAGGCCGCGUGUCAGAACUGGUGGACUGUUUCAGCAGCGAUCAGCUUUUCGUACGCGACUCACUCCUCAUCUCAGCAGUCAACUUCGCAAUCGGGCAAAAAACCAGCUUUGUCAAUUCCUCAAAAAACCGCGGCGCAAACGACGUGUCACUUCCCAAGGACCGUAUCGACACCCUGCGGUUGCAAUUGUUGGCCCACCUCGUGCGACAACCCGUAACCGGCAAAAUCCUUACCCGAAAAUUGAAUGCGUUCCCGGAUGAGAAGAAGUUCAAGCUGCUUAGCGACUUAUUGACCUUGGUGGAGAGACAAGGCACGUUGUGGGACGUGGCAACACCGGGUUCCACAUUGGCGCUUAUUUUUGACUGGAUCAAGGCUGGCUUAGACGUGGCGUUUCCUUCGAGUGCCAUGAGGGGACAGAAGGCUGCUCACGAUUACGAGGAACUGUGGGAGAUGUUUAAUAGAAUCAAGCAACGAUACUCGGAACCGUUGGCAGAAAUACGGCUGUGGGAUGGUCCGAUUGCCGAAGUUCGUCGACGCGCUGCAGAAGCUAAACUGACGAAUAUUGCGGCAGCAAAUUUGAGCAUAGAUCCGUCUGAAGUGGCGAAGAAAUCCGGAAUCGAUGCUAUCCGGGACAGUUUGGCUCAUCGGCCCGGGGAACAGUCGAAAAAGUUGUACCGUGUACGAGUCAUCGCGAACUUUUGGUGACGACUUUGUUACAUGUUUUGUCCGGGCCUCUCGUUUUUCUGUUGAAAUAAAGGCUUCGACUGCCUCCGGAAAAAAAAAAUA
Messenger RNA from Notodromas monacha, 3177 nucleotides. NCBI's taxonomy places the organism in Eukaryota, Metazoa, Arthropoda, Ostracoda, Podocopida, Cyprididae. The record is from the annotation of a GenBank genome assembly.